Molecule: messenger RNA, 699 nt
Organism: Auanema sp. JU1783
Lineage: Eukaryota; Metazoa; Nematoda; Chromadorea; Rhabditida; Rhabditidae
Source: the annotation of a GenBank genome assembly
AUGGAUGGAACUCUUGGAGACAAACGAAAUUCUCUGACUGACGGACUGAACGCCUUAUCGCGAGGAAAACGUUUACGAAUCGUUAACUAUGAUGAAGAAAUUGCUAAGCUGAACAAAGAGUCAUUGGAAACAUCGAAUACUCUUGUUAUUUUAUGCGAGGAAGCCAAAGAACGAGGAUUGGAAACACUUGCUGCUCUAGAAGAUCAAGAUGAGCAGCUUGAUAAUAUAGAAAAUACAAUGUCCAAAAUAUCAACUGAUAUGGUAAGAGUUCGACGAGAUAUCAGGAAAACUGACCAAAGCUGUCUUUGCUAUCCAUUCUAUUCCAGUAUUGAAUGGUUUCGAAAAAAAUUUAACUUGCCUUGUCUGUUUGGCGAAAGUCAUACUGACACAAGCAGCUAUAAGGGAACGCCUUUGAGUGAUAACGGUUUCCGGCAUUCGUACAGUCAGAGAAACACUUCAAGAAAAAUAAAAAAAAAAGAAGAUGAUGAGAACUCAUUGAAUUCGAUUGAAGAAGAAAUUGAAAAAAAUGUUUUUCAAGUUGAAGCCGCAUUGGAAUCAAUGAGACAUGUCGCUGUUGAUAUUGAUGUCCAGUUACGCAUCCAAGAACCUAAGUUAGAUAGAAUCCAUCAUAUGGCUGAAAACAAUGACACAACAAUGACUGGAGCUCAACAGAAAAUGAAAAAGCUAUUACAGUCUUGA